AAAUGAAAGAAGCAAGUUGCUUAUUAUAUACUGAUCAGUAUUUUAUUCUCACUACCAUAACAUAACCACUAGUUUAAUUCUCUCUUUUUCUCAUUUGCUUAGUGCAAUUCUCUGAGCAUAAAUAUACAAAAACUCAUGUUAGUGAUCACAAUAAGCAUUUCCAAAACAUCCUGAAAUCAUAUCUUGAUCAUCAAGAGAACAUGUCUAGUCAAGGACAAAAAAAUGGAGAGGUUUGGUUGACGUGGGAAGAUUUGUGGGUGACGGCUUCAAGCUUGAAAGAUGGAAACAAAGCCAUUCUUAAAGGUUUAACAGGCUAUGCAAGGCCUGGUGAGCUCUUGGCUAUCAUGGGCCCUUCUGGCUGUGGCAAAUCCACACUUCUCGACACAAUAGCAGGGAGAUUGGGAUCGAACACAAGGCAGAGUGGUAAUAUUCUAAUCAAUGGCCGCAGACAAACACUGGCAUAUGGAUCCUCCGCCUAUGUAACUCAAGAAGAUACUCUAAUGGCAACACUCACGGUAAAAGAAGCCGUAUACUACUCAGCUGAACUACAACUCCCAAAUUCCAUGCCAAAAUCAGAGAAAAAACAAAUAGCAGACAUGACAUUGAAGGAAAUGGGGUUGCAGGAUGCAAUGGAAACAAGAAUUGGAGGAUGGAGCGGGAAAGGAAUAAGUGGAGGACAGAAAAGGAGAGAUUUUAACGCGCCCAAAACUUCUCUUUCUUGAUGAACCAACUAGUGGACUUGAUAGCGCAGCGUCUUAUUAUGUCAUGAAAACAAUUGCAAGCCAAUGUCAGGGGAGAACUAUUAUUGCCUCAAUUCAUCAACCUAGCACUGAAGUUUUCAGUCUAUUUCAUUCUUUAUGUCUUCUGUCUUCUGGAAGAACUGUCUACUUUGGCCCUGCUAGUGCAGCAACUGAGGUGAGCAUAUAUAUUAUUUGAGUUCUUGAAAUGUUAUACUAAGUUAAUCAACAAAAUAAAGCCAGCUAUAAGAGCAGCCAUGUCUACCUCACCUCAACAAAUCAAUUCGGCAGAAACACCUUUACAUGUAUUAGCUGCCUAAAUUUCAGUGAUGAUAGGGUAACAUAUAUAUAUUUACAACAUCACAGUGUAUAUAAGUUAAAUCGUUUUCAUGUUGUUAUAGUCUAUUUCCUGUAAUUGCUGUUCUGUUUUCUCCCUGCUCCAAAAUCUAGCAGAUGAUGACUACCUUAAUGUAGUAUGGAUUUUGAUUACACAAGUAUUUAAGUGUGAUUAUGCAAUUCUCUCCUUUA
This is a messenger RNA of Solanum tuberosum (potato), 1265 nucleotides long. Its product is annotated as ABC transporter G family member 11-like. The transcript is spliced from 3 exons. Bases 201 to 722 code for a protein of 173 amino acids. NCBI's taxonomy places the organism in Eukaryota, Viridiplantae, Streptophyta, Magnoliopsida, Solanales, Solanaceae. The record is from RefSeq and is a predicted model, not a curated record. Gene Ontology annotation, molecular function: ATP binding; ATP hydrolysis activity.